Messenger RNA from Schizosaccharomyces osmophilus, 726 nucleotides. RefSeq lists its product as uncharacterized. The transcript has a single exon. The coding region runs from base 1 to 726 and encodes 241 amino acids. NCBI's taxonomy places the organism in Eukaryota, Fungi, Ascomycota, Schizosaccharomycetes, Schizosaccharomycetales, Schizosaccharomycetaceae. The record is from RefSeq and is a predicted model, not a curated record.
AUGCUCUCUACUUAUUGGAUCUAUGCGAUGGUUUGCCAACGAUCGAAAAUUCCUCCAGCGCAACACGGACUUUUGCUACUCAUUGUUAGUUCAGCUUUUGGAACACCAUUCUUCUUUUGGUGGACUAAAUCUUGUAACUACAAUUAUCUAGGAUUUUUCACUCCUUGGAAUCUGCAAACGAUUAAGGAAUCAUUUGACAUUUUUACCGAGCGCCUGGUACUAUUUUUAGCUGCUUUCGGUUUUGGAGUAUGGCGUCCAAUUCGCCGAAACUUUAUUUUUGGGGGAACACUCAUUUUGCUUGUUCCCUUCGUUUUUCGUGUCAUUAUCAAAUUCCUCCAUUGGAAGUUCUGGGUAGACGAAACAGCCUUGGAUUUGAUUAAUGAGUUUUUGAACCACUCUAGUGAUAGUAUGAUUUGGGCGUAUGCAAUUUAUCUUUUGUACCAAGCGUAUACAUCUGCGUCUUCCAUGAAGUCAACGCAGACCUCAAGGUUGAUAAAACAUUCUCUUGUUUAUUGCGUUUCUAUGAUUACACUACGUCCUUUUGUAUUGGCCUAUUUCAAAACCAUUUUCUCAUGGACACCCACUGCCAUAGAACCUGGCGUGGAGGACUUUGUACGCUGGUCGAUUCGCUACACAACGGAAGUUUUAAUCCCCUGCUAUAUAUGGUGUCCAUCACAGAAUGAACGGAUUGCUUACAAAGCCGAAGGAUCUACAGAGUUCAAUUAA